This is a messenger RNA of Loa loa (African eye worm), 288 nucleotides long. RefSeq lists its product as hypothetical. Bases 6 to 287 code for a protein of 93 amino acids. Lineage: Eukaryota; Metazoa; Nematoda; Chromadorea; Rhabditida; Onchocercidae. The record is from RefSeq and is a predicted model, not a curated record. The transcript has a single exon.
CAACAAUGGCAGCACAGCAAUCUACUACGAAGCAUACCUCCUCAUUUACAACUCAGAAACGUGACCUAAGUAAUCAACAAUUUCUCACGCCCAAUUCGACCGAUUUCAGUUCACCAGCUACAGCAGCUGUUGCUGUGGACGCUAUUAACACAGGCAAUCUGAAAGUAAUCCCAAGCAGUGGUCAACCUAGACGUGAAUCCUUUCUUUAUCGGCCAUCAAUCGACGAACGUGAUUUCAAUCGUUCUGCUUCACGUACUUCAUCGAUCACUUCUAUUGCAGCACCGUAAG